Molecule: messenger RNA, 1383 nt
Organism: Penicillium atrosanguineum
Lineage: Eukaryota; Fungi; Ascomycota; Eurotiomycetes; Eurotiales; Aspergillaceae
Product: glycoside hydrolase family 76 protein
Exons: 3
Coding region: 1-1383 (460 amino acids)
Biological process (GO): carbohydrate catabolic process; fungal-type cell wall biogenesis
Molecular function (GO): mannan endo-1,6-alpha-mannosidase activity
Source: RefSeq, a predicted model, not a curated record
AUGCGCCUGACUGGACGGGCAUCCCGCUCCUCAUGGGCGGGUCUCCUGACGGCCACCUUUAUGGGCUUACAGGUAGUUGGGGCUGUUGAGUUGGAUCUCGAUGAUGAGCUCUCCAUCAAGAAGGCUGCGAAACAAGUCGCGAACAACAUGAUGACUUAUUACACCGGUAUGAAUCCCGGCGAUAACCCGGGUAACCUGCCCGAUCCAUAUUACUGGUGGGAGGCCGGUGCUAUGUUCAACGCAUUGAUCGACUACUGGUACUACACCGGCGACACGAAAUGGGUCGAUAUCACCACUCAGGGUAUGCUGUGGCAGGCAGGUGAUAAUUAUGCCUUUAUGCCUAGCAACCAGAGUAAGACAGAAGGAAAUGAUGAUCAAGCAUUUUGGGGAUUCGCUGCGAUGUCUGCUGCCGAGCGCAAUUUCCCCAACCCUCCCAGCGGCCAGCCUCAAUGGCUCGAAAUGGCUCAGGCUGUUUUCAAUACUCAGGCAUCACGAUGGGACCCCGGUACAUGUGGCGGUGGACUGCGUUGGCAGAUCUUCACCUGGAACAACGGCUACAGCUACAAGAACACCAUCUCGACGGGUGGCUUUUUCAACAUCGCUGCGCGCCUGCACAAGUAUACCGGCAACCAAACGUACGCUGAUUGGGCAGAGAAAGCCUGGGACUGGACCAGACAAGUCGGUUUCAUGACCGACGAGUAUCAUUUCUGGGAUGGCGCAAGCGAUCUGACUGAUUGCCAAGAGAUGAACAAAAUCGAGUGGACAUACAACAAUGGCGUCUACUUGCUCGGCGCAGCCAACAUGUACAACGCAACAGAAGAUCCCAAGUGGAAGGAACGGGUGCAGAAGGUCCUCGAUGCUUCUGACAUCUUCUUCGCAACGAACCCUGAAAACGUCAUGUACGAGCGUGCCUGUGAGACGGUAAAUACAUGCAUGGUGGAUCAGCGCUCGUUCAAGGGCUAUCUCGCACGAUGGAUGGCUGCCACCACUCAGAUGGCACCAUUUACCUACGAUCAAAUUAUGCCCAAGCUAAAGGCUACCGCUAAGGCAGUAGCCAAGAGCUGCACUGGUGGCAGUGAUGGGACAACCUGCGGCCUGAAAUGGACAGAGCAGAAAUGGGACAACACCAAAGACUUCGGUCAACAGAUGGCUUCCCUUGAUGUGAUUCAGUCUAACCUCAUCAACAAGGUGGCUCCGCCAGUUACCGAUGAUAACGGCGGUACUAGCAAGGGAAAUCCUAAUGCCGGUGGGAAGCCCCAACAGCCAAAGCCAAAAGCCUUGUCAUUCUCAAUCACGACCGCGGACAGGGCAGGUGCUGGUAUCUUGACAGCAAUGACGAUGGUCCUGAUUGGUGGAUCGUGUGGCUGGAUGGUCUGGGAUUGA